This is a messenger RNA of Ctenopharyngodon idella (grass carp), 3314 nucleotides long. RefSeq names its product cholinergic receptor, muscarinic 5b (gene chrm5b). Lineage: Eukaryota; Metazoa; Chordata; Actinopteri; Cypriniformes; Xenocyprididae. The transcript is spliced from 2 exons. Bases 352 to 1875 code for a protein of 507 amino acids. Gene Ontology annotation, biological process: G protein-coupled receptor signaling pathway, coupled to cyclic nucleotide second messenger; chemical synaptic transmission; adenylate cyclase-inhibiting G protein-coupled acetylcholine receptor signaling pathway. The record is from RefSeq and is a predicted model, not a curated record. Gene Ontology annotation, molecular function: G protein-coupled serotonin receptor activity; G protein-coupled acetylcholine receptor activity. Gene Ontology annotation, cellular component: plasma membrane; dendrite; synapse.
AGGAGAUGCUUAACAAUGGACUUUGGUGUGGUCGUCACAACUUGAGACAGAGCUCAAGUUGAGAACAUCCAAUAACAGAGGAGAACAUAUUACUACAACUUUGAGGAUUAUAUAAUUAAGAACGGGCUUAUAACUGGAUGAAGAAGCAACAUCGAGACACUCGAUUCCAGAGAGUGAUGGUGAGAGUUCCAAAGAGAGGAAAAGGUUUGGGAUGGGUGACAGUCUGACUGAGCUCGAUCUGCAGAUGGAGUUCAAGACUGAGAGAUGAAAACAAUUAUCCAUUGCCAAGUGAGCAUGAAGAAUACAGUGCAACUUUCAUCCAGCAUUUACUAACCUGUCAGCAGUAACAGGAUGGACAUGGAUAUUCAAAAUUUAACUGCAAGUGGAAAUGUCUCCGCUGUCCUGCCAGCCCCAUACAGUCUGUUGGAGGUCAUAACCAUUGCAACAGUGUCAGCUGUUGUGAGUCUCAUCACAAUAGUGGGGAAUGUUCUGGUGAUGCUCUCUUUCAAGGUCAACAGCCAACUUAAGACUGUUAACAACUACUACUUACUCAGUUUAGCUUUUGCAGACCUCAUUAUCGGUGUUUUCUCCAUGAACCUGUACACAUCCUACAUUCUCAUGGGAUACUGGUCUUUAGGGAAUAUAGCUUGUGAUCUGUGGUUGGCCAUUGACUAUGUUGCAAGUAAUGCAUCAGUGAUGAACUUGCUGGUCAUCAGCUUUGACAGAUAUUUCUCCAUUACAAGACCACUUACCUACAGGGCUAAACGGACCCCAAAACGUGCAGGCAUCAUGAUUGGCUUGGCCUGGUUGAUAUCGUUUAUACUGUGGGCUCCACCCAUUCUGUGCUGGCAGUACUUUGUCGGAGAGAGGACGGUUCGUCCUGACCAAUGCCAGAUCCAGUUUUUCUCAGAACCCACAAUUACAUUUGGGACAGCCAUAGCGGCCUUUUAUGUCCCGGUAUCCAUCAUGACAAUUUUAUAUUGCAAAAUCUACAAAGAAACAGAGAAACGUACAAAGAACUUAGCAGAACUCCAAGGAUACCCAUCGCUAGACAGCCGUGAAAACUCUAAAACACGAAAGCCGAUACUACAAUGCUUUAGCUUUAAAAACAAGAGGGACGGGACUCAAGCAUCAUGGUCUUCGUCCAACCAGAGUUACGUAACUAGGACAACGAUGCAGUCUGAUGACUUGUGGACAAAAUCUGACCAGGUCACCACCUUGAACAGUUAUACAUCCUCAGAAGACGACGAGCGGUCUGUCUCUGAGAUGACCCCGCGAGAAUCUUUCAAGAACCAAGAAUCGACACUUAAUAAAAAUGGACAGCUGGACUGUUAUGAAGACAGCAAAUAUCUAAGUGAUCUUGCAAAAUGCUCCCAGAUGAACAAUAAAAAAUGUAUGUCAUACAAGUUCAAGCCGAUCCUUAGUGACAUCAGCGCUUUGCAAGGUAGUACAGAGACUGAGAGAACAAACUCAGAUCAUUGUCAGUCCUCAGAGCCACAGGCUCCUUCAUCCACGUCGUCUUCAACCAAACCAGAAGAUCCAAACUUGAAGAUCCAGAUGACCAAGCGUAAACGAAUGGUCCUUAUCAAGGAGAAGAAGGCUGCACAGACUCUCAGUGCCAUCCUUCUGGCUUUCCUCCUCACCUGGACCCCGUACAACAUCAUGGUGCUCAUCUCCACCUUCUGUUCUAAAUGCAUCCCAGUGUCCCUCUGGCAUCUGGGCUACUGGCUCUGCUAUGUCAACAGCACCAUCAACCCUAUGUGUUAUGCCCUAUGCAACAAGACCUUCCAGAAGACCUUUUGGAUGUUAGUCCUCUGCAAAUGGAAGAAAAACAGAGGAGAGGAGAAACUGUACUGGUCAGGUCAAAACCAUUAAAUACUGAAGAAACACAACAGAGAUGGCUAACAUUAAAUUAAUUUUAGUUUAUGCUGUGCAUACAGUAGCUGCGUCUCAUUUCGGAGGCUGCGUUCUCUGGAGGUCGCAUUUGAAGGCUGUAUAUGUCUUCAAGGAUGUCUUAUUUAAAAAAAGUAACCGUAAUAAAACUGACUGUUUUUUCUCAUGAGGUGUAAAAUACUGUAAUUUCUUUCUUACCUUGCAAUCUAAUGGUUACUUUUCUUAAAUGAGACCACCUCGAUGACGUAUGCAGCCUUCAAAUGCGACGUCCAGAGGAUGCAGCCUUCGAAAUGAGACGCAGCUACUGUCAUUUUCCUUUAUUACUCCUUUUCAUAUUCUUGGCCAUGUUUUUUGUGUACAUACUGUUUAAAAAUAUGAUUUAUUAAUAUUUAUUUUAGCUUCUAAUCUUUUUUAUAUUGUUUUUUCAUAAUUUAACAUGUUUAUUGUGUAAUGUCUAAAGGCUAGGGAUGGUGAGGACAGAACAUAAAGAUAUAGACUGUGAAUUUUUAAAUUAUUAUAGAUACCAAAAACAUAAAGUGUUUAUUACAUGGUUAACUUUUUGCGAUAGAAUGAUUUGAAAUAUUACGUAUUGUACGCCUUGGUCAUGUCAGUGACACUGCAUGCAUAGAAAUGUAUCUGGUGUGCAAAGCAAUGUUGUUGUAUUAUGUUUGCAGAACUGGACAGUGUUAGAUAUGAAUCUUUAGAUUUUGGAGCUGGCAAACUUCACUUCUGUAGAGAGACAGUAGAGAUACACACAAAAGAUUGUAGCUUCACUCUGGAUGUAAUAUCCAUGAUAUUGCAGAGAUUCCAACUGUACAUCAUGUGAAACAUUUCUACAACAUCACCCAUAUAAUCCCAAUGUGCAGUGGCUCAUAUUAAAGGGUUAGUUCACCCAAAAAUGAAAAAUCUGUCAUUAAUUACUCACCCUCAUGUCGUUCCACACCCGUAAGACCUUCGUUCAUCUUCGGAACAUAAAUUAAGAUAUUUUUGAUAAAAUCCGAUGGCUCAGUGAAGCCUCCAUUGACAGCAAGAUAAUUAACACUUUCAAUGCCCAGAAAGCUACUAAAGACACAUUUAAAACAGUUCAUGUGACUACAGUGAUGCAACCAUAAUGUUACGAAGCAACGAGAAUACUUUUUGUGUGCCAAAAAAACAAAACAACGACCUUAUUCAAUAACAUCUAGUGAUGGGAGAUUUCAAAACACUGCUUCAUGAAGCUUCAAAGCUUUAUGAAUCUUUUAUUUCGAAUCAGUGGUUUGGAGCGUGUAUCAAACUGCCAAAGUCACGUGAACCAUUACAAUUUUGAAACGUUUCGAAACACUUAUGACAAAACGAAGCCUCGUUUACUGAAAUCACGUGACUUUGGCAGUUUGAUACCUGCUCCGAACCACUGAUUUGAAACAAAAGAUUCAUAAAGCUUC